Messenger RNA from Ochotona princeps (American pika), 2155 nucleotides. It is a transcript of the gene MGAT4C, whose product is annotated as MGAT4 family member C. Gene Ontology annotation, molecular function: acetylglucosaminyltransferase activity. Gene Ontology annotation, biological process: protein N-linked glycosylation. NCBI's taxonomy places the organism in Eukaryota, Metazoa, Chordata, Mammalia, Lagomorpha, Ochotonidae. The transcript has 10 exons. The record is from RefSeq and is a predicted model, not a curated record. The coding region runs from base 689 to 2125 and encodes 478 amino acids.
UCCCUGGGGGACAGAAUGCAACCCGGGAUCUAGAGAGCUGUCACAUUCCAAGAAAUAUUUAAAUUGUGCUGAUUUUCUUCUGGAGAACUGAGCCCAGGGAAUGAAACUCUCCAUCAAGUCAUAGCUUUGCGGGCAAUAGAUCAGAGGAUAUUGCCAGUUUUCUAAUGGAUUAUUGUUAUCGGGCAGGUUUUCUCUGAAGUUUCUCAGCUGCUGUUUCAUCCUUCUUGGAUGGGGACUGGAGAUCAGCCAGAUCAGUUGUAUGCACAAAGCUGCUUUGGAACUGUCUUUUCAAACGAGAGCUGCAGAAAACGUUAUAGCAAGGUUGAAGCUUAAUUCUACUCUGAUUUAUCCUGAAAACACAAGCCUGGUUUUACUUGAGAAGGGCCAUACCUACAGAAGCUAAACUGUCAGCUGCUUUCUUCUUCCUUACCUGCAUCACAAUGCUCCAUUCCAUAAUAGUAUUUGCAUUCUCCUGUUGAACUAUGCUAGCCCAUUUUGGAGUGACUGCUUUGGGAAUGAUGGAAAACACAAAUGAGCAUUUGAACUCGGAUUUUCAAGGGUUCUUCUAAUCCAGCUUUUAGAGCAUUUACAAAAUCUGCCCUUACUCUGCAAAAGACUGUCAUCUGGAGUAUUGGCUCAGAAGAGGAACUCAUCAAUGGAUCCACCAUCAGUUACACAGGAGUGAAGGAUGUUUAAAUUUCCUCAAAUGAAGCCGAUUUUUCAAAUGCUGGAUAAAAUGAGAUGCCUGCGAAAACGUUCUGUGGUAUCAUUCUUGGGAGUUCUUGUCAUUUUCCUUCUAUUUAUGAACUUGUACAUUGAGGAUACCUAUGUCCUGGAAGGAGACAAACAACUUAUAAGGGAAACAUCCACACAUCAACUAAAUUCAGAACGCUAUGUCCACACUUUUAAGGAUUUAUCCAAUUUCUCAGGAACUAUAAAUGUCACCUAUCGUUUCCUCACUGCCACAGCCUUACAAAGAAAACGAUAUCUUACAAUUGGACUUUCAUCAGUGAAACGAAAAAAAGGGAACUACUUACUGGAGACAAUCAGAUCGAUUUUUGAGCAAUCCAGCUAUGAAGAACUGCAAGAAAUUUCAGUAGUGGUCCAUCUAGCAGAUUUCAAUUCAUCUUGGCGUGAUAGCAUGGUCCAGGAUAUUACCCAGAAAUUUGCUCACCAUAUUAUUGCAGGAAGACUAAUGGUUAUACAUGCACCAGAGGAAUAUUACCCUAUCCUGGAUGGGCUAAAAAGAAAUUACAAUGAUCCAGAAGACAGAGUAAAGUUUCGUUCCAAGCAAAAUGUAGAUUAUGCUUUUCUGCUUAAUUUUUGUGCUAAUACUUCAGACUAUUACGUAAUGCUUGAAGAUGAUGUCCAGUGUUCAAAAAAUUUUUUAACUGCCAUCAAGAAAGUCGUUACAUCCUUAGAAGGAACUUACUGGGUAACUCUUGAGUUCUCGAAGCUGGGAUAUAUAGGUAAACUCUAUCACUCUCAUGAUCUCCCACGAUUAGCACAUUUUUUAUUAAUGUUCUAUCAAGAAAUGCCUUGUGAUUGGCUCUUGACCCAUUUCCGUGAUCUUUUGGCUCAGAAAAAUGUGAUCCGUUUUAAACCGUCUCUCUUUCAGCACAUGGGGUACUAUUCAUCAUACAAAGGAACUGAAAAUAAACUGAAGGAUGAUGAUUUUGAAGAGGAAUCAUUCGACAUUCCAGAUAAUCCUCCUGCAAAUCUAUAUACCAACAUGAAUGUGUUUGAAAAUUAUGAAGCACGCAAGGCAUACAGUAGUGUUGAUGAAUACUUUUGGGGGAAACCACCUUCAACUGGAGAUGUAUUUGUGAUUGUCUUUAAAACUCCAAUUGUAAUUAAAAAAAUUAAAGUUAACACUGGAACAGAAGAUCGACAAAAUGACAUUUUGCAUCAUGGAGACCUAGAUGUUGGGGAACAUGUUCAUACUACUAAAGAAACGAGACAGUGUGAUAAUUACUUAAGACUUGGAGAAUUCAAAAAUGGAAACUUUGAAAUGUCAGAUGUGAAUCAGAAAAUUCCAUUUGAUAUUGUUUGUAUGAGGAUACGUGUUACCAAAACACAAAAGGAAUGGCUGAUCAUCAGAAGUAUUAGCAUCUGGACAUCUUAGUCAAUUAAAUCGAUACAAUCAAUACCUGAA